UUUUUUUCUUUUAGGCGCGCACUGCAGUGACACAGAAAAACACAGAAAAAACACAGGGACGGAGCGUAGGUGAAAGACUGAUGGAUCUGAUCUCAUGCUGUUUCGAAUCUAACGUAAUGAAGAUGUAAAACGCACCCUUGACGUAUCCAAGACCAGUUGAUGCAUAGAAACGCGCAGAUAUGACAUUUGAUCCGCACGGAUUUGUGCUGAACACAAAUCUAUAGACAUCCCACCAAAACCGAGAAGGAAACCUUUCUACAUACUGGACUAAGAGAGGAGAGGAGAGGACAGGAGAGGACAGGAGAGGAGAGAAGAGAAGAGAAGAGAAGAGAAGAGAAGAGAAGAGAAGAGAAGAGAAGAGAAGAGAAGAGAAGAGAAGAGGAGAGGAGAGGAGAGGAGAGGAGAGGAGAGGAGAGGAGAGGAGAGCUCAUCAGAGACUACACACAGGGUGUGAGGAGAGGAAGAGGAGAGCGCUUUGUCAGACUGGAGCUGUCCGUUCAGAACCAAGACAUAUACAGCGUUGCCUUUGCUAAAUGCCGCCAGUACCACUGUUCUGUGGCUCCACACCUGUAUAAGAUCUUUCAGUGAAGUGCAUUAUAAUGUCGGAGUGCAUGCUUUUUGGAAAAUUGGUUCACGUGUUCGUGGGAGUAUCUUCUUCUGCGUCGCAUUUUUUAUUUUCCUAAUCGCUAUCAUACCAUUUUUCGACAAAGCGAUUUACAUAAGCUAUGCGUAAUUGGACAGACGUUUUAGAAUUGCACGACCACCACUGACAGCGUGCUUAAUCUUUUCGGUUCAGUGCAACCUCUCAUUAACCGGUUUACCCAUUGCGCGCAUGUUUCCUCCGGGUCGGUGCGCGUUGCCUCGCCCGAGCUUUAGGAUGUAACACCCGGCCCUCGCUCGCGACAUGCCCGAGCGACGCGAUGGUCCAAGGCGACGAGAAAGACCGAGUUGUGAUUAACGUCGGGGGGAUCCGGCACCAGACCUAUCGCAGCACCUUGCGCACUUUGCCGGGGACGCGCUUGGCCUGGCUCGCCGAGCCCGACGCCCACAGUCACUUCGACUACGACGCUCAUGGCGACGAGUUUUUCUUCGACCGACACCCGGGCGUCUUCGCGCACAUCCUCAACUACUACCGCACCGGAAAGCUGCACUGCCCGGCGGACGUGUGCGGCCCGCUGUAUGAGGAGGAGCUCGCCUUCUGGGGCAUCGACGAGACGGACGUGGAGCCGUGCUGCUGGAUGACCUACCGACAACACCGCGAAGCCGAGGAAGCCCUAGACAGUUUCGGCGGCGGGCCCGCCGACUUGGGCAGCGACGAAGUGGAUGGAGACGGUCUGGGCGAAUCUGGGGACGGCGACGACGAGUUGGAAAUGACCAAGAGGCUCGCGCUCGGGGACACGACCGAUGCCAAAACGGCUGGACUGUGGCAACGAUGGCAACGGCGCGUCUGGGCGCUCUUCGAGGACCCCUACUCCUCUAAAUAUGCAAGGUGGGUGGCGUUCGCCUCUCUGUUCUUCAUCCUGGUUUCUAUAACCACGUUCUGCCUGGAGACACACGAGGCCUUCAACCCCAUCAUCAACCGCACGGACAUUGAUCCACAGGAUAACAACAUCACACGUGUCUACCAGGAGACUGAGACCGAAGUCUAUCUCACUUACAUCGAGGGCGUGUGCGUGGUAUGGUUUACCUUCGAAUUCCUCAUGCGCAUCACCUUCUGUCCCGACAAAAAAAAGUUCAUCAAGAACGCCCUCAACAUUAUCGAUUUUGUGGCCAUCCUGCCUUUCUACUUAGAGGUGGGUCUGAGCGGCCUGUCCUCCAAAGAGGCUAAAGAUGUGCUCGGGUUUUUGCGUGUGGUCCGAUUUGUGCGCAUCCUACGAAUCUUUAAACUGACACGCCACUUUGUUGGCCUACGUGUGCUUGGGCAUACACUCCGGGCCAGCACAAAUGAGUUCCUCCUUCUCAUCAUCUUCCUUGCCCUUGGAGUGCUCAUCUUUGCCACUAUGAUAUACUACGCUGAGCGCAUUGGGGCCCAGCCUAAUGACCCCCGUGCCAGCGAGCAUACACACUUCAAGAACAUCCCCAUCGGGUUUUGGUGGGCCGUGGUCACUAUGACUACUCUGGGUUACGGAGACAUGUACCCACAGACGUGGUCGGGCAUGCUGGUGGGUGCGUUGUGUGCCCUGGCUGGCGUGCUCACCAUUGCCAUGCCCGUCCCGGUCAUCGUCAAUAACUUUGGGAUGUACUACUCGCUGGCUAUGGCGAAGCAAAAACUACCAAAGAAAAAGAACAAGCACAUCCCACGUGCCCCACAGCUGGGCUCUCCAAAUUUCUGUAAGUCAGGCACGAACUCGCCCCACCACAGCACACAGAGUGACACAUGCCCGCUGGCUGCCCAGGACGAGGUUUUAGAAAUGAACCGAGCAGAUCCCAAACUGAACGGUGAGGCGGCUAAGGCAGCGCUGGCCAAUGAAGACUGUCCACACAUAGACCAGGCCAUUUCUCCUGAGGACGGGCAGAUUUUUAGCCCCUGCGAACCACGCGGGGAAACUCCGUGUUUCCUUCUAAACAUGACCGGCCGAGCCACGCACCCUGGUGCCAGAGUGAGAAAAGCUGGAACAUUCUCAGGGAGGGCAGGGGGUGAUCCGGCCGGUCCCACGCUAGGCUAUCCACUGUUGCAGCUAGGGUGGACACACAGCCAGGAGGAUGGCCAUGCCAGAGUCACCACCUGACUGCCAGCCCCACUUUAAUCACUAAUAGCAGAAUGCAGAUGCCUUUUAGGACAGCAUUAGCAACUAAGAGUCCCUCCAUCCCCUGCAGCUUGUGAGAUCCCUGUCACAUCUACACACUAUUUAAAUCAGUAUAGGGAAACACUGCUUGUACACACUCACCCACCUGCAGCCAUCGUAAUUACAACCAAGACUGUUUAGAUGGAAAUUCAAGCAAGGAGUAGGUCAUAGAUAACCAUUAUGGACGAGAAAGCUUUCAGCAAGAUCUUUUCAUCUGUUGUAGCCAGACUGGAGAUGGUCAUAUAUCUAUGUAUAAUAUUCUAAACAGAGGCUACGUAAGACCAAUAAAAGUUGAACCAGUGUCAUCACUAGCCAAGCAAUAGCACUGUCUCUCUGUGUCUUGUGUCCAGCUCUGUGUGAGCAUGCUCUGUUCAAUUCCACGUUUCUACUUUUAGAAGCACCAUAAGAACAAUCAACAGCUACAUACCACACGCACUUCUCCUACACACACAUAUUUCUGUCUCAGUUUGCUGUUUAAAAUGUGUUGAAUGUGUUUGUAAGAGCUUUUGUCAGUGUGAAAGUAUUUUUAUGUACAUAUGUAGGCUAUGUCAGCAAGUGAGAGAGAGAGAGAGAGCGAGAGUGUGAGAAUGAGAGUGUGUGUCCAAGUGUGUUUGGUUGUAUGAGUGUUUGCUGUGUUAAUAUUGCUGUUUUGAGGCAAAUUCUGUAAUUUGGUGUGCUGCUGUGUGCUGCAUGUUUUGGGCCAGUUUAUGAGCCUUCCUGCAUGCUUUGUCCUGCUGCAAAGGGCUGGUAUUGGUUGGAAGAAAUGGAUCCUGUAGUGAUUACAUAACCAGGAACGUGUAGUAAUGAAUAGGUAAAUGAACUUAGUGUUGAUCUUGAUAACAGCCAUAACAGUUACUGCUUGUAAUCUUUCAGGCAAAAGCAGAGCCUUUCUGGGCAGCUGUAAGAUGAUUUCAAUAUCACUUUUACUGAGGGAUUUUUGGGCCCUAUCUACUAACGCUAUGCAUCUACCUGAUACUGCAGACAAGGAAGCCAUGCAAAACUGUGGAUCUACUGAACCAGCAAUAUGUUAAUUAAAAUACUACAUCCUCAAUAGAUCACUUUCAAAACUGAUCAUAACCACCAUCAUAAAUAUGGGGUUAAAACAGCUGUAAUUAGUACUUCUUAGGCCUAAUCCACACUAACACUAAUAAUGAAAUGAAAUGGCCAUACUAUCAUUCCAUAAGCUUUCUAUCAACAAAUAAGCCCAAAGAUAAUUGAAAAAAAGGCAUGACAGGUGUCUGGCAUAAAGAAAUAUUUGCACUGGGUAUAUAACCCAUGAUUUCGAGCCAGAUUAUUGCUUGUAUACGUGUAUACAAAGCUGUCAAACUGAAAAUGAACAAAACAGAUAAGAAGAGAUAUGCUUUCAUUAGUAGCAUGGAUUCUAGUGUGUAAUGAGGUAUGAGGUAAAAGGCAGGACACUCUGUAUGAGCUGUAUUGAGACAAAUCCAUAGCAGGGGUCAAAAUAUAGGCAGGCAGUGUUAUAUGGGGAUAAUCUAUAAUACAUGUCAAAACCAGGAAGUAUACUGAAACAAGGCUUGGACUUAAUGUUAUAUAUAUAUAAAAAAAAUACAAUUAAACUUUACAAAGCUACAUUGAACUUUGCAAAGCUAUAUUCAGGUUAUACAUAAACAGCCUAAUCAGGGACUGACACAGAACAGGUGAACACACUCAGUUAACAAACCAAUGAUAUGACAGAUCAGAGAUAGGUCUAGAAUAGAAAACCAAAUCACAUAAUGCAAAGGAGGAAACUGAGAGUCUUAGUGAAAAUGUCCACAGUAGGCCUUAGUAAAUAUGGCCCCCUUGAAGUACAAAUACAUUUUCCAAAUACCUCAAACAUAUUUGUAGCAGUUCUCCUAAACCUUGUUCUCUAUCUAUCAUCCUCUAUCUUACCUGAUAUCAGCCCAAACAUUUCCUAUGUGCAUGUGUGCUCUGUUUUUUAACUGCAUGAAACCUGACAGCUGGUAAAAUGACCCAGAGCAGCUGACAACUAAAUCCAGCUAUAACUCCAUCCAGAAAAGUGAAAACAGAGCUCAAAGUCUCUGUAUAUGACAGUCAUUUGCAUAUUCUUCUUCAUCGAACCAAGGUCAGAAAAAGUACUGGCACAUGGGCAAAAUAGUCAACAGAGCUGGCCAAGUGGGUAUUGUUAUCCGCUAAGUCCUGUGCUCAGCUUGUUCUUGUGCAGAGCUCCCAUUCUCCCUUUAUCCUGUGGGGAAUGAAUGGUGAAGUAGGGAGCAAUGUCCUAAUCUGUCUGCUAGAACUUCGGUUCUCCCUCCUUCUCUUCUAACCCCAUAGCCUCUUGUUGUGUUGGUGUGCUCUGUCCUUUUUUUGUCCUUGUCGAAAUUGGAGCUGUGCUUCUUUCUCUGGCUUUCUUCUCUCCUCUUUCCCUGUCUCAGUGGCUUUCUGUCACUACUGUUUGUCGCUUUUCAGCUGUUAGAAAGAGAAAAAAAAAAACAACAAAUCUGUCAAAUGUCAAAAGAAGUUCUCAGGGAAAGUGUAUACACCAGGCUCCAACUGCAUAUCCUACAUAUCUAAUUGCAAACAUACUUGAGGUUUCAUUUAAUCCUCCCUUUUGAUUUUUUUUUGCACUGUAGCCCUGUUUAAUUCACCAGCAGACACAUGUACAUCAAAUCAGAACAAUAAAUCUUUAAAUGCAGUCUGUGAGUGGCGACGUGUAGCUGAAACGAGAGCCCAAGACCUUGAGCGGUUUCCUACCCAUGCUGCACCUUUUCUUUGUCUUUGCCUUGUCUGUUUCUUAAUCCACAAAAAUCUGCUCAGCUUCAAGUCCCCUUCCUUUUUACUCCAGUUCACCUGCAAAACAGGUUUCCACCUCUGUCCAGUCUGACAGCAAAGCCCCCUGCCCUAACCCCCCUAAAAAACAUCUCCCGCAUGCCACACUCUCUUUCUGCCGUCCUGAACAGCUGUCUCUCUCUACUGUUUCCUCUUUCUCUAUGUCUCUGUCCAUCUCUACUCUUUUUUUGGCAAAUCUGGAUUGUCCAAGAAUCCAAUGCUGUUUUUUUUUCCUCCGUGAGAAGUCUCCUCACCUUAUUUUUCCCUCCCAAACGUCCUCAUUGUGUAAGCUGAGUUGAAUGGCCGAGGCGCAGUGGCAGGAUGACCCUGAGCAACCCCACCCUCCCCUGUAUUCUCUACUACAGAUUCCUGUAAAGACGAGACUGUCCUAGUUAAGUAUAUGCAGGCAGAAGCGCUCCGUGUGACCUGACCACAGGACCACAGCGACUCAGAGAGGAGAACUUUCUCUCCAACGUUUCUUGGCUCCACAGUGGCUUGAGGUCACUUUCCAAUGGAGAGAGGCAUGUAGAGAAAAGGAAAGAGACAAGUCAGUAGGAUACUGGUACUACGUUGGAAUUUCCUUCACAUACCAUGAAUGCGAAAGCUUUGUUUUUUUUUUUCUGUCUGAUGACCCUCUCCAAGCAGCAAGGGGUCUUUAUUUUUUUUUUUUUUUUGGACAAGGACAAUUUUUUUUUUUAAAAAAAGGACUGAAAGUGUGGACAAAAAUCCAUCAGCACCGAAGACAUGGUACACUCUGCUGUUGAUUUGACAAAGUGGAAGAACAUUAAUAAUCAAUGGCUCAUUAUAACCACUAACACUUCUAAUGGUAUCAUCUACAAUGUCCUAUGUGACAAUUGUAGAAGGCUUACAUUUUAGCAUGAGUUGCAUGGUGGUAUGUUUAAAAAAAAAAAAAAAAAAAAAAAAAAAUUGCUUACUGCUGUUAUGAAUAUCUGUAUGAAAAAAAAAAUAUAUUUUCUUUCUUCACUUUUUGAAUACGCUUCAUGUAGCCAUGAUUACAAGAUGUUCAAAGAUGUACAUUUCCUUAGCAGCAAAUUAUUCACGUUUCCAUAUUUUCAUUUGUGCUUCUAAAUACCUGUAAGCCAGCUCUGGUCAUAUUGACCUCAAAUCUCGAAUGAGAAUCAAAUCGUUGCUAAGGAGAACAAAAGAAAUGAUUUCAGCAAGCUUUCUGUGUGCUCAAUGCAAUCUUUUCAUCUUGUUUCUGUUUGGCAUGCUUGUGCUAUUGAAUCGUACUAAGAGAAAAAAAAGAAAAGAAAAGAGAGCAAAUUUAGUUGAUAUUUUUCUGUUUUAUGCUAUAAUAUUGGUGCGUAGAUCAUGUGGAGAGCUAUCGUGAGCAGCUGUUUAUUUCACAUAUUAAAGUACAGACUUUUGACAGUGUUAUUUUUGAAAAAUAAAUGACUGAAAAAAAAAAAAUGACCAAAAAUGUCAUAGUGUUAAAAGAAGGGAGUCGAGAUGUGCGUUGCACAGCUUUACUCAUAUCUUUUCUUUUAGGUACAAAAAUAAUUGCAAAUAAUAAUAAAAAAAACAAAACAAAAGACAACAACAGAUGUAUAUUUACAACAUAAGAGCACUGUAUGCAAUUUAGAACUGCGGGGAGUGAAUCAGAUGCAUGCACAAUGUUAUGCAAAAAAAAAAGAAAAAGAAGAAGUUAAAUAAAUAAAAUAAAAAAAGUCAAUAGAUAAAAGAGCACAUGAUUCCAAUUCUAGCAUGAAAUAAAUUUUGUAUGAAACCUG
This is a messenger RNA of Hemibagrus wyckioides, 7324 nucleotides long. It is a transcript of the gene kcnc1a, whose product is annotated as potassium voltage-gated channel, Shaw-related subfamily, member 1a. Gene Ontology annotation, biological process: protein homooligomerization; potassium ion transmembrane transport. The transcript is spliced from 4 exons. Lineage: Eukaryota; Metazoa; Chordata; Actinopteri; Siluriformes; Bagridae. The record is from RefSeq and is a predicted model, not a curated record. Gene Ontology annotation, molecular function: protein binding; delayed rectifier potassium channel activity. Bases 921 to 2729 code for a protein of 602 amino acids. Gene Ontology annotation, cellular component: neuronal cell body membrane; voltage-gated potassium channel complex; axon.